Messenger RNA from Portunus trituberculatus (swimming crab), 920 nucleotides. RefSeq names its product PC-esterase domain-containing protein 1A-like. The record is from RefSeq and is a predicted model, not a curated record. The transcript is spliced from 6 exons. The coding region runs from base 156 to 920 and encodes 254 amino acids. NCBI's taxonomy places the organism in Eukaryota, Metazoa, Arthropoda, Malacostraca, Decapoda, Portunidae.
AAAUUAUAGUCUAUAUACAAUAAGUGAUUUAUGGUAGUCAAGUAAAAAAAAAAAAAUAAUAAUAAUAACUCACGCAGAUAUAUGAACCGUGUAUCUUUUUGAAGCUGUGAACCUCAGCAGUACUACACCGUCCCCACAUAACGUCACUUCGCUGAAUGGUCGUUCACGACUUCACGAUUCCACGAACCACGAAUCAUAUAACUCAGUGUAGGUACCUCCAGGCUCCAGCUGAGAGAGUUGGGCCGCUUGGGCGACGCGCGCUGUCCUGCCCCGCGCUGGUGCUGGAAGAAGCUUUAUAUUGUAAUGAAGUCCAGUUGACUGACAUGAGGGGCUUGUACAAGGACCUGCUGUGCCUCCUCCACAAGGGCACUAUAACACCAGAGAACAUCCUGCGCCGGGGCAGUAAGAUGGCUCCACAGUAUGGUGAUAAGAUCCUUGAGAUGGCUACCUUGAGGAUGGGACGCAGCUACUUUGAGGUUCGGCAGUGCAAGAUGAAAGAUCUGUGGCUGCGCUUCAUCUUCGUGACACAGGUUGCUGCUCCCACCCUGAUGAAGGAAUUGAAGAGCAUAGAGGAAGGCACAUUGCCCCCUCCUGAUAUUAUUGUGGUGAACUCCUGCCUGUGGGACAUUACAAGAUGGGGCCCAGAGCAGGAGGACCAGUACAAGCAGAAUGUGGCAAAUCUAUUCCACCGCCUACAGUGUAUGUUACCCCCGACAUCCCUGGUGGUGUGGCUGGCCUCCCUGCCUGUCGCCACAGAGAGGGUGAAGGGCGGUGUAUUUAUCCAACAGAUUGAGUUUAUGAAGCACAGCAUGCGGUUCAUGUUGCUGGAAGCCAACAUGUUCAUCCACAACCUUUGUCAGGUGUUUGGCUUCAGCUUCCUUGACCUUCAUUACUACAUGCAAUACCAACUCAGCAGGUGA